Molecule: messenger RNA, 528 nt
Organism: Pipistrellus kuhlii (Kuhl's pipistrelle)
Lineage: Eukaryota; Metazoa; Chordata; Mammalia; Chiroptera; Vespertilionidae
Product: NKG2-F type II integral membrane protein-like
Exons: 4
Coding region: 163-498 (111 amino acids)
Biological process (GO): positive regulation of natural killer cell mediated cytotoxicity; stimulatory C-type lectin receptor signaling pathway
Source: RefSeq, a predicted model, not a curated record
GAACAAGAUUUCACAUUGGUCAAAUGCAAAGUGAGUACUGUUACUUAUCUCACACUCCACCCCCAAAGACUCUCCUUGGGGUCUUGUCAUUGUUCACAUCAUUUGUUAAAUACUUAAGUACUGUUACCCUAAACACCAUCCUGUCAUUACUCAGCCUCAUAGAUGGAUGUCCAACAAGAAAAUGACUCAGAAAUGAAUCUGGCUAAGGACUUAAGGAGACAGCAAGUGAAAGAUUCACCAUCACCUCCAGAGAAGCUCUUUGCUUGUGUCCUGGGAGUUAUCUGCCUUAUCCUGACGUACAGUGUAGUGAGAGCGAUACAUUUUAUGCCUUGUAUUGUUAAACUGGAGAAGAACAAUUAUUCCCAAAUAACAAGGAUCCAGAAAGCAAAUCAUUGUGGUCAUUGCCCACUGGAGUGGUUUAUGUAUUCCAACAAUUGCUAUUACAUUAGUACUGAAAAAAAAGCAUGGAUUGAGAGUUUAAAGGCCUGUGCUUCUUAGAACUCUAGCCUGCUUUACAUAGAUAAUGAA